AUGUCGAAUGGUCUUGGCCUUCCCGUUGUGCGACCAAAGAAGAAGCUCAAGGCUCUCCAUUGGGACAAGGUCGACGAGGCUUCCUCUACUCACUGGGCUGCUCACGCUCCCACUGCAGAAGAGAGGGAGGAGAAGUAUAUUGAGCUCAGCAAGAAGGGUAUCUUGGACGAGGUCGAGAAGCUUUUCAUGGCGAAGGAAGCCAAGCGGCUUGGUGGAGGCGCUGGUAAGAAGGAUGACAAGAAGCAGCUUAUUUCCAAUGAUCUGCGGAAAGCAUUCGAAAUCGCUCUAUCCAAGUUCUCCCAGUACUCUGUUGAGAAGGUUGUGCAGAUGAUCAUCCACUGUGACGCCGCCGUUCUCGACAAUCCCGUUGUCAUGGACUUCCUGCAGAAGGAUGACUUGUGCAAUAUCCCAGAGAAUACUGCCAAGGUUAUGGCUCCGUACAGCAAAGACUGGACGGGUCCAGACGCCAUGUCAGUUGCUCGUGAGCAAGAUCCGGCUGAACUUACGAGGCAAGAUCAGAUCUACUUGCAGACCGCGUUCGAGCUUCACUACUAUUGGAAGAGCAGGAUGCGAGCUCUGGCUUUGACGAGGAGCUACGAAGCUGAUUAUGACGAGAUCACCGAGAAGAUGCGCCAAGUUGUUGAUGUGUCCGAAUCCCUGAGAGACUCGGUCGCGUUGAUGAAUGUGCUUGGUUUGAUUCUCGAUAUCGGUAAUUAUAUGAACGAUGCGAACAAGCAAGCUCGUGGAUUCAAGCUCAGCUCGCUUUCUCGUCUCGCCAUGGUCAAAGACGACAAGAAUCAAUCCACGCUUGCGGAUCUCGUGGAACGCAUCGUCCGGCAGCAGUACCCCGAGUGGGACUCAUUCGUCAACGACAUACAGGGCGUCAUGACCGCACAGAAGAUCAAUAUCGAGCAGCUGCAAGCAGACUCCAGGAGGUACAUUGACAAUGUUCGGAACGUACAAAUGUCGCUCGACAGCGGCAAUUUGUCCGACCCCAAGAAAUUCCACCCACAAGACCGCGUGUCCCAGGUUGUACAGCGCUGUAUGAAGGAAGCUAGACGCAAGGCCGAGCAGAUGCAGCUGUACCUGGAGGAGAUGUCGCGAACCUACGAUGAGAUCAUGGCGUUCUAUGGCGAGGACCCGACAGACGACAACGCCAGGCGAGAUUUCUUCGCGAAGCUGGCCCUCUUCAUCUCAGAGUGGAAGAAAUCACGGGACAAGAACGUCACCUUCGAGGAGCAGAGACGCCGCAACGAGGAGUCGAUGCGUCGGAAGAACGCAGCACUUAAUAUUCGUCCCGACCGCCCCGCAGAUGGCGGACCCGUCAGCCCUAGCAGUGCCGGAGCGAUGGAUAGCCUUCUCGAGAAGCUGCGUGCAGCGGCGCCGCAGACGCGAGACCAGAGAGAACGCAGAAGGCGUGCAAGGCUCAAGGACAGGCACCAGGUACGCGUUGCCUCGGGACAGAAGAUCCCGGAGAUCAAUGAGAUUCCCGAGUUGGACACGGGUCUCCUGAGUGCCAAGAGCGUCGAUAGCCAGGUCACGGACGAGACGACAGAAACCGGUAGCGUGGGCGGCAACCUGCUUUCGCCUACCUCAGUCACCUCGCCCCAGGAAGGCGAGGACGAUGUCGCGCAGCGAGCAGCCAUGCUGUUGCAGGGCAUGAGAGAUGGUGACGAGGGCUCGACGCAGGCCUGGCGGAAGACGGCCCAGGACGAGAGGACCUCGAGGAGGCGGAGGAGGGAGAAGACGAGCAGCUCGCAGCCGCCACCGAAGCAGGCGAACGGGACAGCGGAGGGCGAGGGCGAGGGCAAUGCGGCAGAGGGCGAGUCGGCCCAGGGGGACAACGACGAGGCUGGAAGCACAGCACACAGUGACGAGCCCGCAGCUGCGGCCGAGGAAGAGGGAGACGUGCCGACGCCGAAACCAGAGGCCGAGGUGCCGGCGUGA
Messenger RNA from Diaporthe citri, 1947 nucleotides. RefSeq lists its product as uncharacterized. Gene Ontology annotation, biological process: barbed-end actin filament capping; actin filament bundle assembly; mitotic actomyosin contractile ring assembly. The coding region runs from base 1 to 1947 and encodes 648 amino acids. The record is from RefSeq and is a predicted model, not a curated record. Gene Ontology annotation, cellular component: mating projection tip; cell division site. NCBI's taxonomy places the organism in Eukaryota, Fungi, Ascomycota, Sordariomycetes, Diaporthales, Diaporthaceae. The transcript has 2 exons.